Messenger RNA from Thamnophis sirtalis, 348 nucleotides. Lineage: Eukaryota; Metazoa; Chordata; Lepidosauria; Squamata; Natricidae. The record is from RefSeq and is a predicted model, not a curated record.
GUGAUGAUGGCUCUGGUAAAACAACCCUGCUGACUAAAAUCCAAGGAGUAGAGCAUGGCAAGAAAGGAAGAGGGCUGGAAUAUCUAUACCUAAAUGUCCAUGAUGAAGAUAGAGAUGAUCAAACCCGCUGUAAUGUUUGGAUUCUUGAUGGUGAUUUGUAUCACAAAGGUCUCUUGAAGUUUGCUGUGACAGCAGAAUCAUUGCAGGAGACUCUCGUAAUCUUUGUGGCAGAUAUGUCUAGGCCAUGGACUAUUCUGGAAUCCUUACAAAAAUGGGCAAGUGUCUUGCGGGAACAUAUUGAUAAACUGAAAAUACCCCCAGAAGAAAUGAGGAACAUGGAGCAACAAU